UAUCCAUCAAGAUCAACAGCACGUCCGCUUCAUGGAACUACUCGAGAGGAGCUUAUUUCCAAAAAAUCCAUCUUUCGAGAAAAAUGCAUCCUCGGAUUUUCUCCCUCCUGGCGCAAAGCCAGGUUAUUUAUCUCUCCUACCAGUGUUCCACUUCCACCGUCAAGGCAGCUGGCGUAGCGGCGACGUCGUCGGAUUCUCUCGAGCAGCGGCGCGGCUCCACCGACCUGUUGCAAACGCUCGACGAUACCCACUUGGGCCUCAUUCAUUCGUUUCUGUCUCCCGAGACUGCUGCGAGACAGGACAGCUCUGGUGACGACCCCGUGCGCGGCGCUGAGGCGCGGAAACGGGAGAGAGAGGCCUUCACCCGUGCGGCGGAGCAACACUUUCGAGAAGCC
Molecule: messenger RNA, 395 nt
Organism: Amoebophrya sp. A120
Lineage: Eukaryota; Dinophyceae; Syndiniales; Amoebophryaceae
Source: the annotation of a GenBank genome assembly